AUGUCGACUCUUGUGGGGAAGACGGGGAAGAUGGGUGGGAUGGUUUGGUGUGGGUUUGGAACGGUAAGUAAGACCAGGCGUAGAAACGGGAUGAGGUGCGGACCGGGAUUCCAAGGCUAUCGGCACAACAUGCUCGUCUUCCCCCCCGUGCCAGGAAGACCUUUCGAUAUCGCCUUUUUUGUGAUGCCGUGCUUGGACUGAGGACGGCCGCUCGCUCCCCGUGGAUCGGCACGGAAAUUGUGGGGGGUGUAGCCCCGGAUGGGUAGGAGUCAGGGUCCGGGGGUACCGUGCUUGCACACGUUUGUGAAGUUGUAGCGGUUUUUGUUGGGGGGUCGUGUGGUGGUGUGAGGAAAGUUUCUCGGCGCAGUGCCAAGCGGGAGGACGGGUGCGCGCGGCAGAUCUGCGAAGAACCGAGCAGCAUGAGCUUGAGGUGCAUGCAUGCGCAGGAGUAAGGGAGGAAGCAGUUGGAUAAAGGAUAACAAAGAUAGCAGGUGCUUGGUGUUCGUUCGUUCCUCGUGGUGCCCAGGUUAGCCUAGCCUAGCCUAGCCUUAUCCCUCCGUCAACACCCGUGAUUCUGACUUUUCUCUUCGACCGUGGCAUGAAGCCCGACA
This is a messenger RNA of Ectocarpus siliculosus, 611 nucleotides long. The record is from the annotation of a GenBank genome assembly. NCBI's taxonomy places the organism in Eukaryota, Phaeophyceae, Ectocarpales, Ectocarpaceae.